Messenger RNA from Cuscuta campestris, 907 nucleotides. The record is from the annotation of a GenBank genome assembly. Lineage: Eukaryota; Viridiplantae; Streptophyta; Magnoliopsida; Solanales; Convolvulaceae.
UCCGAUGACUUCUGGAGCGUCCACCACGGGGCCGACCGUCUCCCUCUCCGAUGCUCCCUUUCUCCACAGGGGUUCAAUGAGGCCAGGUGAAAAUGGAUUUUACUAGCCAAAAAAUGGUCUAUGAGAUACCUGGAGAGCCUGCUAUUGUUGUUAAUGGAUUGCCUCCUGUUCCUCCAAAUGGAGAAAAUCUUGGUCUCUGCUCCGCAAUUAUUGAUACUGAUACUGAGUUAUGUAGGAAUGAAGGUUUUGGUCAAUGGCUUGAGGGAAGAGAAGUUCGAAAGUUGUUUGGGAACCAGUUUUAUGCCGGAAAAGUUGACAAAUACGAUAAAAAAAUGCAUUGGUAUAAAGUGGUCUAUGAAGAUGGAGACUCUGAAGAUCUUGAAUGGCAUGAAUUAAAAGAAAUUCUUCUUCCCUUAGAUAUAAAUAUUCCAUUAAAGACGCUGGCAAUGAAUAUCAUAAAUAGAAAACAUUUGGAUAUGAUGAAUAUUCCAUUAACUACUCAGCCAAGAACGGUCACGAAAACAACACAGAAACCUUUCCAGCAGACUGCCAAAGCUGAGGUUCAAGGCAGAAAUGAUUGCCAGAGAAGUGGAGGCAAGGAUCAGAGAAAUGGAGCAGACUAGCAAUUCUGGGUUGGUGUAUUAAUUGCAGAGUAUGAUCAUUGUCUUGGGAAACACUUAGUACUACAUCUAUUUUCGUACAGAUCUAGAAUUUAGUGAAACUUCAUGCUCGUCUAAGCUCUUUUUUCUUACUCUUCUGCAACAAUCUAUCCCAAUAGAAAAAAUGUAGAUGCUUUUGGGUUUUUUUUUUGUGAAAUCUCUUUCCAGCUAAAUGUUGUGUGCAUUUUAUAUGUAAAACCUAUUGGGGCAUCUGAUUUACUUGGGUCUAUGCCAUACUUGUGUAAGUG